Messenger RNA from Chara braunii, 626 nucleotides. NCBI's taxonomy places the organism in Eukaryota, Viridiplantae, Streptophyta, Charophyceae, Charales, Characeae. The record is from the annotation of a GenBank genome assembly.
GCAUGUCUGUGUAUGAGGGUAGGACCAAAGCUGGCCCAAUCGUCACCCGCAUCAAUGACACCAUAAAGUCAUGCAGCUCCUGCGUGGUCUCGAGGCGCAUAAACGAGAAAGGUACCCCAGCCCUGAACAACGCUCUUGCCCACAAGCAUUUGACGAUCAUGGGGCACGGCGACGCCCGGAGGAGGAUGGCGAGAAGGAGGAGGAGGAGGAGGAGGAGGAGGAGGAGGAGGAGGGCGAGAAGGAGGAGGAGGAGGAGGAGGAUGGUGAGAAGGAGGAUGAGGAGGAUGGCGAGAAGGAGGAUGAGGAGGAUGGCGAGAAGGAGGAGGAGGAGGAGGAGGAGGAGGAGGAGGACGACGACGACGACGACGACGAACAAGAGGCAAACGAGGACGAGGAGGAGAGGGAGGAAAGAGGAGGAGGAGGAGGAGAAGGAGAGGAUGGCGAGAAGGAGGAGGAGGAGGAGGAGGAUGGCGAGAAGGAGGAGGAGGAGGAGGAGGACGACGACGACGACGAACAAGAGGCAGACGAGGACGAGGAGGAGAGGGAGGAGGAGUAAGAGAGUAGGAGGGAGGAGGUGGAGAGGUCACAAGUUUUUUUUUUUUAAUUAAUCAAUCAAUCAAUCAAUC